This is a messenger RNA of Xiphias gladius (swordfish), 2458 nucleotides long. Its product is annotated as condensin-2 complex subunit H2-like. Gene Ontology annotation, biological process: mitotic sister chromatid separation; meiotic chromosome condensation. The transcript is spliced from 20 exons. NCBI's taxonomy places the organism in Eukaryota, Metazoa, Chordata, Actinopteri, Istiophoriformes, Xiphiidae. Gene Ontology annotation, cellular component: condensin complex; nucleus. Gene Ontology annotation, molecular function: chromatin binding. The coding region runs from base 146 to 1918 and encodes 590 amino acids. The record is from RefSeq and is a predicted model, not a curated record.
GCAGCGCUCCGGACUUCGACCCACUCGAACCCGAGCGCAGAGGAAGAACUGUAGCGCGGGUUGUUUGACUGUUUGCUAACUGCUACAGGACUUUUAGCGGAUCUGCUACUGCUGACCUGCGCGGUCUCUCAGAAGUAAAGAGCUCAUGGAGUCUACAGAGAGCAGAUUCGCUCACCUGCUGCAGCCGAUUCGAGAACUCACCAAGAACUGGGAGAUUGACGUGGCUUCAGAUUUAAACGACUAUUUAGAAGAGUUGGAUGAGAUGUGCAUCACGUUUGACGGAGGAAAAACGAGACUGAACUUUGCAGAAGCAGCGCUGCUGAUCCAGGGCUCAGCCUGCAUCUACAGCAAGAAGGUGGAGCUGCUGCACAGUCUCGUUUACCAGACUCUGGAGUACAUCAACGACAGAAACAAGAAGCGUAACAAACAGGCGGCAGAGUCACAGGAGGACGAUACAGACGCAGCGGCGAGCGGCCACGAUGCCGAUGACGUGGCUGAGUUCACUCCUUUGGACAUCGACAUCUCGGAGAACUCACAGAAAGCUGACUCCAACACGACUGUGAAUGUGGCCCCGCUUCCUCCUGAGUCUCUGAUUCCUCCUGAAACCCACGAGAAGCACAAACUCCCCCUCAUCAGUCUGAAAGGUGAAGUCCUGUGCAGUCAGAAGGACUUCAGGAUGAACCUGUUCAUCCCACGAGACGAGGAUCUGAUCCGCCUCACACACAGAUCAGGGACCAGGUUUCUUCUGGACAAUGAUCAACACCCUGCAGACUCUCUGCAUCAGCAGCAGCAGGAAGGUGCAAUGGCUCCGAUCACAGGUGAUGGUGGAGAUGAUGCUGCAGACAACUUCCUCCCUUUAGACGACAACAACAUGGAGCUGAACCAGGAACCGGAGGAAUAUGUCGACAGACACCAGGCUUCAAGUGACGGAAGGAUGAUUCGAGAGAGACGAGAGGUCCAGGCUGACAAACAGAAGAAAAGGGAGGCGACGCCACCUGCUGUGAAUUUGUGGAUAUUUCAUGACCAAUAUGCUGUUCUCGGGGAGGAUAAACCGUUUAAAUCAGGAAAAUGUCACAAGGUUCCCGACGGCCUAGAAGACGGAGGAAAGAGGAAAAGAAAACAACCUUCUUCACUUCAGGACUUCAGGAGCUGGCUCAGAGGAGCCUUUGAUCCUCCUGAGCACAAGCUAAAAAAUGGACCCACGUUUACAGACUUGAACUACAUUUAUUUGAGCACAAUGAAAGACAAACUGAAGACUCGAAAGAGGAUCUACAGAAAAGCGGGAGUGGUGGUUUCUGACGAGGACCUGAGGAGGACCUUCCUGCAGCCGGAGGAGGCGGGGCCGCAGCAGCCGGGGGAGGAGCCCGUGGACGGAUUCAGAUACCCCGACCUGCUGGGUGAAGAUGACGACAACUCGGACAACGAUGAAGAGUUUCCCGACGACAUCCCAGCGGAGUUCGAUGGAGGACCGGACUUCAUAUCACCAGAGGCUGCGAGAGAUGAGCUGAGUUAUGAAGAUCUGGUGAAGCUGCGUGUGGAGCAGCUGGUGGGGAACUGUCAAGGUUACACUCAGGAAACGGCCCUGUCCCGAAGAGUUAAAGACUGGGAGGACAAGGUCCGCCCUGAACUGGUUCUGCAGGAGGAGCGCCCGGCGUUUGACAUCCACGAUUACGGAGACAGGAUCGUCGACGCGUUGAACGGCGUCGGUCACCGCAGAUCUUUCUCGGCCAUCGUUGGCGGUCUGGACAACUUUGAGGCCUGCAAAUAUCUGCUGGCUUCGCUGCAGCUGGCUAAUGACUACACGGUGGAGAUUGACAGUGCUGAAGGUCUGGAGGAGAGUCUGGACUCGAUGGGACUGACUCUGCUCAGCACUCACAGAGCGACAGACAGAUUCAAAACUCUGAGGUCUUCAACCUGAGAGCAGCGUGAGUUCACACAGAUGAUCAGAAACACGAGCUCUUUACACUGAGGUUCGUACCUGUGGCGGUUUAUUCUCGGCUGCCAGGGACAUUUUUACUCCUUCAUAUCGACGUAAUUAAUGCAGUACAAUCCUCCGCACACGCUUUAAGGACGUUUCUUGACUGUUGUUGUCUGUACCUCUUAUUUUUAACCGUUUCUUUUGAUUCAACCAAACCUACAAUUGGAUCAUGACCUGUGUUAAAUCUCUCUGAUGAACUGGACUCUGUAAAUGUCCCUCAUCUUGGGGACUAUGCUCAAGUGUUUUGUCCCCCGAACAGUGCUUUUAAAAGAUGAAUAUUUGUUAUAAUAAAAAAAAUGUGCAAAAAGUUGAAUGUGUUGGCUCCAACCAAAGUAAAAAUGGCUGACGGUCAGCUUGGUUCCACUAAACAUUUGUCAGGAGGUUUCAGGAUUUUGUCUUCAUCCCUCCGUCUACUUUAAUGUGUGUUUCGUUUGAUUGUAAGAUUUUCAGGUUUUCUCUCUUUAAAGGGAAGAACUUAGA